Messenger RNA from Python bivittatus (Burmese python), 504 nucleotides. Lineage: Eukaryota; Metazoa; Chordata; Lepidosauria; Squamata; Pythonidae. The record is from RefSeq and is a predicted model, not a curated record.
GCUUCGCUGUGGCUACAAGGCUAAGGCUCUGCCGAGAGGGGCGCGCCUGGCAUGCCAGGGGUAAAGAUGGCGGUCCCCAAGUGGAAGCUGGCGGCAGGUCUUUUCCCGCGCCUGCAUCUGAGGGCUCCGACGGCGAGGCGGCUCUCGGACCGGGCGGUUCCCCGACCUCUGUGGAAACUGGGGCGGCUCAACCACGUGGCCAUCGCCGUGCCCGACCUGAAGAAAGCCACCGCUCUGUACAGGGACGUGCUGCGAGCCCGAGUGAGCGAGGUCGUCCCCCUCCCAGAGCACGGGGUCUACACGGUCUUUGUGGAGCUGGGAAACACGAAACUGGAGCUUCUUCACCCCCUCGGAGAGAAGAGCCCCAUAGCUGGUUUCCUGCAAAAAAACCAGGCCGGAGGAAUUCAUCACAUCUGCCUUGAGGUACUUGGCCCUCUGGAUCCAUUUCAAACAGAAGGGAUCCUUCUGAGCAAAACCCGCUCUCGGAAUAGGCACUGGAAUUAA